GUAUCAAACACGCCGCUUUUCUUAUCUUCCUUCAGAUAGUUCUUCAAUUGUUUAUUUACUCCCUAAUCCAACAUGGAGAAGAGCAGGUUUGUGCUAACAGUACUUCUAUUCUUUGGACAGAAAGCUUCAGGAGAAAGCUGCACAGCCCUCUUAGACACGUGUACCGCGUUUCUGUGGGUUGGCAAAGGAAAUUACAUCAUCAGUCCAUCCAAAUCUGAUAAAAAAUGGUGCAACAAUAAUUCUCUUGUAAACUUUUGCACUUCAUACACAAGCUUCUGGGCCUGUGUAAGAAACACCAUGGCCGACUGUUUCACAGAUGAAGAAGUCAGAGGUCAGGUAGCCCUUUUUCAACAAGUCUACCAAUUCUACUGCACCAGAGAACUGCUCUGCAGAACGAGGAUUAUCUAUUGCUUAUGUGAGACAAGUUUAGACUCCGAUUUCAACAAUGUCACCAAAGUAUGCAAUAAUCAGCAAAAUUUCACACAAUGCAUGGGGGAGAUAGAAGACUGCGAGGACGUGGCAUCACUUCAGCAAGCAAAGCUGGUUUCUACGGUGACGGAUGUAGGUUGCACAGUCGCUACGUUUCGCUCAUCGUGUCCGAAGUCCUCUCAAUGCUUCUCGGGUAUCAAACAACAGCCACAGUCUGCUCUUGAAGCAUCUUUGAGUCCUCGUGUCAAAGAAACUAUUUGCAGGAUUCUCAAGAAAGCACUGGGCUGUAUGGACCAGAUGAAAGACAGUUGCAAUGUCCCAGUCAAUACUAAUGUAGCGUCUUUGAAAACCAGAGCUGCCAAGGCCUGUAGAGGUACUCGUGCACCAGGUGGAAGCUUAUUAUUCGCCAGUGUGCCUAAUUUUUCAGAUUCAUCAAGCAGAAUACCCACAAGUGGGUUACAACAACUGUUCUCUUUGGCUGUCGUGAGUUUUCUGAUGGCAACAUUUGCUGUUGUUAAAGUCUAGUUGCUACUGGAUAUCUACACAAAACACUAUCUGAAAUACCAUGAAUCCUUCUGCCUAUUUGUUUAUUCAGCUGAACAACAAAUCAACAAGAUUCUAGCGGCUGUGCUGGACACAACAGAUUCCAAAAUAUUUAUAAUGGACUGAUUUUUAAUAUUAUAAAUCAUGAGGGCUUUAUCCCCCCUAUUAAUAACAAAACUAUCAAUAUUUACUAGUUUAAAACAAAUACUAGUGACAGAUACAGUGCUGUAAUUAACAAAUAUAGAGAAACAUUAGUGUAUUUUAAGAGUGAUGUCCCUUCGCUACAAGUUACGUGUCGUGAGUUUCGUGCCUUUUAUUCGACAUACACUUCUUCAUCAUUGUUAUGCACUACUUACUGUUUUUGACCUUUUUAUUAUCAUCUACAGUUUACUAUUACUCCAUAACUUACCUUUCUCACCGUAAAGUUUUCUAGUGACUUCAUUGGUCAAAGGUCACGCAGUGGAUGAAGUAUUGUCUGUCUUCUUCCCUUCUUUUUCAGAUAAAAGCUAACAAUCUACGGUUGAUUUUAAUAAACAAGACUGUACUGUAUAUUAAUCAAUCUGCUUUUAUCACUGAUUAAUAUUGUCUUUGUAGAUCGAAACUACGAGCUCUGUAUGUGUAACACUUCAACAUGUACAUCGUUUAACUAUUGCGAUCAGUCAGAUUUUUUUGUACUUCUGCAAGAAAUAAA
Pomacea canaliculata is the source of this 1663-nucleotide messenger RNA. RefSeq lists its product as uncharacterized. The record is from RefSeq and is a predicted model, not a curated record. Lineage: Eukaryota; Metazoa; Mollusca; Gastropoda; Architaenioglossa; Ampullariidae. The transcript has 10 exons. Bases 73 to 954 code for a protein of 293 amino acids.